Anguilla anguilla (European eel) is the source of this 2741-nucleotide messenger RNA. It is a transcript of the gene ldb3a, whose product is annotated as LIM domain binding 3a. The record is from RefSeq and is a predicted model, not a curated record. Gene Ontology annotation, molecular function: actin binding; muscle alpha-actinin binding. The transcript is spliced from 16 exons. Gene Ontology annotation, cellular component: Z disc; adherens junction; stress fiber. Lineage: Eukaryota; Metazoa; Chordata; Actinopteri; Anguilliformes; Anguillidae. Gene Ontology annotation, biological process: actin cytoskeleton organization; muscle structure development; heart development. Bases 377 to 2716 code for a protein of 779 amino acids.
GAAUGAGCCUAGGGGGAACCUAGAAAAAUCUGUUGGUGUAAGAAGCGGCUAUAUCAGCUGUGUGAAUCAUGGAGGCUGGGCAUUCUGGGUGUCCCCUUACAGGCCUUAUAAGGACCCCCCAGCGCUGGGGUGCUAUCGCUUUCCGUAGUCCGCCGCUAUUCUUAGGCUGUCACUCCAGCCCAUCUGAGCAGGCAAGAUCUCGCUUCUUCUUCUUCGGCUUUUCGGCGUUUCUGUGUCUCUCGCACUCUGCCUGUUUGAGAAAGCGUGGCUGCUCGGCGCCUGUGCCCCCCCCACCUGUCCCCUCUUUUUUUUCCACAACGAUUGGGAGGAGAAGCCGUGAACAGGAGCGCAAACCAAGGAGAGGAUUUUGAAAAAAAUGAGCAAUUACAACAUCAAUCUCCCAGGACCUGCCCCCUGGGGGUUCCGGCUGCAGGGGGGAAAGGAUUUCAACAUGCCCCUCACCAUCUCUCGGAUCACGCCGGGGAGCAAGGCCGCUCACUGCAACCUGAUGCAGGGCGACGUCAUCGUGGCCAUCGACGGGGUCGGCACCGAGGGCAUGACCCACCUGGAGGCCCAGAACAAGAUCAAGUGCGCCAACUACAACCUGACGCUCACCAUGCAGAGGUCGAAGCGCCCAGUUCCGAUGCCCACAGCUAUGCCAAGAAUCGACACCUCCAUGCCUAUCAUCCCACACCAGAUGGACCAGUCGUUCAAAAUAAAUGGCAGCCUCUCGGCCUGCAGUACCUCCUCCGGGGCAAUAGGGGCCCCCGGCGAAUCAAACUCCUCCUACUUCUACAGUAAGCAAGAGAUCAACCAGUCCUGUAAGCUGUCAGUCAGCAGCGGCGCUGGCCCCGCCUCCCCUGCAAAGAGGCUGUCCGGUGCUGGCGAGGCAGAGGACGCCGCGGGCAAGAUGGCCCCCGGCCAAAAGAAACAGUAUAACAGUCCCAUUGGCCUUUACUCCGAAGCAACGCUCAGGGAGAUGGCCACGUGGGGCAGAGGUGCCAGUACGGGUACGCUCCCCAUUAAGGAGCCUCUCGUAGACAGUGCCUCCCCAGUCUAUCAGGCCGUGAUCAAGACCGAGGACCAGGACUUCGAGCUCUCGGACUGCGCCCGCCGCGCCGCCCACCUGCAGUCCAAGUCCUUCCGCCUCCUCGCCCACAUGACGGGCACCGAGUACAUGCAAGACCCAGAUGAGGAAGCUCUGAGGAGAUCCAGUACCCCUACUGAGCAUGCUCCAGUCUCCACAAGCCCCACACCCACUGCUCUGCCUGUUACUGCUGAUGCUGUUGCUGCUGAUGCCGCUGUUGCUGCUGAUGCCACUGAUGAUGCUGCUGCUGCUGAUGGUGCUCAUGGUGCUGAUGCUGGUGCUGCUUCAGCCAAUGAACACGCCCCCGAGCCGCAGACCCUAGCCAAUCAGGCGCCACCGUCUCCUCCCGCUGCCCUGGCUUCUUCCCCGGAGCCUGCUCCCGUAGCCCCCGCCCCGGAGAGCACACCGGCGCCCCCAAAGUCGGAGGCUCCGGUGGCCCCCGCGGCCCCCGUGGCUCCUGUGGCCCCUGUGGCCCCUGUGGCCCCUGUGUCCCCCGUGGCCCCCGCGGCCCCUGCGGGACCCCGUCACCUGUCAUUCGCCGCCUCCACAAUCUCCACAGCGCUCAGUGCCCAGUCUAGCUACAACAUGCAGACCUCCAGUUACAGCGCCCAGCAUAUGUCCCAUACUUCCAGGCCACACCCCCAGGCCCCGCCCGUGCAGCACAGCUCCAUCCAGAUCCCCGUGGGCCCGCCCCCAGCCAAGGUGGUCACCACGGCUACCAUCAAGCCCGCCGCCUACCCUGCUGCUCCAGCUCCAGCUCCACCCCCGGCCCGGGCUCCAGUCCAUGCCCCCGCUCCAGCUCCGGUCGUUGGCGGGGACGGCAACAGGCCUCCCUGGAUCACCGAUGGCAGCUUCGCCCAGAAGUUCGACCCUAGCAAGACCACCACUACCACCACAAAAAAAAUCCAGCCCCUGCCCCAAGCUGCCCCGCCCCCCCCGGCCUACAUACCCAACCCUUCCCAGGCUCCACAUGCCCCAUCCCCUGCUUACAACCCAGCCCCGGCCUACAACCCCGCCCCCAUCCAACUGCCCCCUGUAGCGCGCGGCGUUGCCCAGAGGGCCGAGCGCUUCGCUGCCAGCAGCCGGACACCGCUCUGUGGUGCCUGCAACAAUGUCGUCAGGGGACCCUUCCUGGUGGCCCUGGGGCGGUCCUGGCACCCCGAGGAGUUUAACUGCAACUACUGCCACACCUCGCUGGCGGACGUCAGCUUCGUGGAGGAGCAGAGUGCCGUGUACUGUGAGACCUGCUACGGGGAGUUCUUCGCCCCGACCUGCUCCCGCUGCAACACCAAGAUCAUGGGGGAAGUGAUGCACGCCCUGCGGCAGACGUGGCACACCACCUGCUUCGUGUGCGCCGCCUGCGGCAAGCCUUUCGGGAACAGCCUCUUCCACAUGGAGGACGGAGAGCCCUACUGCGAAAAAGACUACGUUGCCCUCUUCAGCACCAAGUGCCACGGCUGCGACUUCCCGGUGGAGGCCGGGGACAAGUUCAUCGAGGCCCUCGGUCACACCUGGCACGACACCUGCUUCGUCUGCGCGGUGUGCCACAUCAACCUGGAGGGUCAGCCGUUCUACUCCAAGAAGGACAAGCCCCUGUGCAAGAAGCACGCCCACGCCAUCAACGUAUAGAUGCUGCGGGGGCACUGAAGGGGGG